Molecule: messenger RNA, 2151 nt
Organism: Tilletiopsis washingtonensis
Lineage: Eukaryota; Fungi; Basidiomycota; Exobasidiomycetes; Entylomatales
Exons: 3
Coding region: 91-1995 (634 amino acids)
Source: RefSeq, a predicted model, not a curated record
GAUUAGCCUCCUCACGCUUUCUCUUCUUAUCACCCCUUUACUUGCCUUCUUCUCUCGUUGUCGUCGACUUCGACCUUUGACUUUCGCUUUAUGCGGUACGUUGGCUUUCUUUCUUCACCCUUGCCUCUCUCUGCCUUGCCGCCCGUGCAUUCACCCCACCACAGCCAAGACGCGCUGGUCCGAGCCGGCAUGGCAGGCGUGGGCGCCGGCGGACAGCGCAGCAACAUGGGCGCCAUGGGCGAGAGCAUGACGCGGCACACCAGGUCGACCUCGUCGCUGCGCAGCGCCGUGGGUGCGCUGGGCGGCCUUCGCAGCCGCUCGUCUUCCAAAUCCCUGCACGAGCGCACUCAGAGUCAGCAGAGCGACUACGGCUCGGGCUCGGGUCAUGGCGCACACUCGCGCUCCGCCAGCAGCAGCAACACCUCGCUCGUGCGCACACGCCGGCGCAUGACGCCGCCGAGCGAGAAGCCAGAAGGCUCCGCGCCGGCCAUCGAGGUAUCGAGCCUGCAGCGCGAGCCCUCGUCGUCGUCUUUGCGAGGGCGCAGCGCCCGGGCGCUCCAGACGGCGGCUCAGAAUGCGGCCAAUCUGGCGCCGUUGCUCUUCACCAGCCAGCACGCUGCGAUCGACCAGGAUCGCUCGCCAGACGCGCGCGCUGCCGGCUACUACGGCGGCAACUACACAAACGUGGAGAUUGCUUGGGCGGAAGGAGUGCCCGUUGCUCUGCCAUCUGCUCGCUCGCCGCCUGAUCAUCGUAUCGCCGAGCUGUCGCCCUUGGCAAGCUCCCAGCUGCAGGCCGACUCUUCACCGCUCGCGAGCUCUCAGCUGCUGGAUGCCUAUGACUUCCUCGACAGCGAGAAGACACCAACAGUCGAAACAGGUCCGUCACCACCACCUAAGGAUGCGGCCAAAACGUCGUCGGCGGAGUCCACGCCUCGUCCCUGGGAGACCCGACGCGAGAUGGGCGCGGUCAGUGCGCUCAUCGCGGACCAGCUGGCCACUGCACGCAAGGCAGCCGGCCUGCAGCCCUUGAAUGGACAGAGAUGGUCGCCCGACGACAGCAAGUCGACGUCGCCAGAGCCGGCAAACUCGCGCUUCUGGAAGCAGCAGCAGCAGAAGCUCGAGCCGCUCCACCAACAGCGCAAGAGCCUGGCCACGUUCUCACUGCGCCAGGACGGCGAGUCCGGCUUUGAGCUCACGCCCGCCAGCUUUCCCACACCCGUCGAGCAGGACGACGUGGCGCCGCUCAAGAGUGCCCGGCGCUGGGUGCCAGAGGUGGCGGCGCCGUACUCGCCGGGAGCGGACAGCUUCGCCACGACGAUCGAAGGCCGCGCUUCGCUGCUCUCCGGGGCACCGACUUCUGCGGGUGCCGCAACUGCAGACGAAACAUACCGCCCAGCCUCGUGGCGGCGUCUGCCCGGCAACCGACCGCUCUCGCACGAUGGCGUCUCCCCGCGCACGCUCGAAGUGCCCGGCGGACCGCACACGCCAGCGCUCACGCCCCCGCUCGCGCCGGGAGCCGGUCGCGGUCUGCAGCUCUUCAAUCGCUUGGGCGCGCAGCAGAAGGCUGCCGAAAGCACGAGAGCCAGGCGUGCUUCCGGCAACCUCGGUCCGGCGCAGCUGGCGCAUGACACGCGCCCCAGCAUCUCCGUCUUCUCCACCUCGUCCGACGAGGCCUCGCCGCCGCCGCCGACGCCAAAGUCAAGCCGUCUGAGCCGGCCCAAGUCGGCCGGCGGUAUGCGCUCGCUCGCGCACGCCAGCUUCUUCGGGCGCCGCAUCAGCCCCUCCGAGGUGCCGCUGCGCGAGGCGAGAGAGAAGGGCAAGGCCGCACGGCCGCACGAGCGUUCGCUGCCGCCGCGUCCGCACUCGCAAGGACGCAACUCAGAGGGUCGCCUGGCGGCCGAGCACAUUCCGCCCGUGCCAGUGCUGCACGCCGCGCCGGCAGCGGGGGGCAAGCGGCUCUCAUGGCGGCGCCGCUCCGACGCCAGCCAGAUCUGACGCUUCGAGCCGGGCACACCACUCCAACACUCUCGCUAUGACCCGCCACGCCACCUGCCGCCGACUCCGCUCAUGAGACCACCUCCACGCCCGUUUGUGCAUCAAUUAUUCACUCAUUGCCCAUCGCCCUGCGCCGCGUGCCCGUCUAGACGAACU